CAUAAGAUAUAUAAACCAAGAAGACAAGGGCUUACUUAUUUGGCUUACCAAAAGGAUGUAUUGUCGAAGGAUGUGGGAGUUGAGCAACGCUCUCUACUCAGGUAAUGACAACCAAUAGGAACGCAAGGGUGUGCUCAAACACGCUCACUUGUGGAAGAGGCAGUACCAACACAGAACACCUUCUGAUUUUGAUGAAGCGCGGACUGCAAUUGUAUUUAUUGGGAAAUAGCAGCGUCGCGAACAGGAAUCCGGAAUCAAAUCGUCGGCUCGCAGAAGAGGAGGCAGGUGACCGUCUACGCAGGCAGAUCCACCUCCGCUUGGCAGUCUGAACGCAAGACACAUCGUUAGAAAACGACUGUUGUUUAUUAGUCCUUUAUUGUCGUAAUAUAUGUUAUAUAUUUAACUACAUGACUUUUAAUUUAAUUGUUUAGCUAGUCAGUUCUCCCUCCGAGAUGGAUAACGCGCACACUAAAUCCUCAUCUGAAGUUUUUGAAAACUUUAGUGUGAAUGAAAACACUGGACUCACCCUUGAACAAGUGAAAUCCAAUUUAGAAAAAUAUGGACCUAACGAGCUCCCGGCUGAAGAAGGCAAGUCCCUAUGGGAGCUGGUGGUGGAGCAGUUUGAGGACCUCCUGGUCAGGAUCCUAUUGCUAGCUGCCUGCGUCUCCUUUGUGCUGGCUCUGUUUGAGGAGGGAGAGGAGACCAUCACAGCCUUCGUAGAACCCAUCGUCAUCCUGCUCAUCCUCAUCGCUAAUGCUGUGAUUGGAGUCUGGCAGGAGAGGAAUGCAGAGAACGCCAUCGAGGCUCUCAAGGAGUACGAGCCAGAGAUAGCCAAGGUGUACCGCAUGAACCGCAAGGCAGUCCAGAGGGUCAAGGCCCGGGAAAUAGUGCCUGGGGAUGUUGUAGAGAUUGCCGUUGGUGACAAGGUCCCUGCUGACAUCAGGAUCACCUCCAUCAAGUCUACCACCCUUAGAGUGGACCAGUCUAUUCUCACAGGCGAGUCUGUGUCUGUUAUCAAACACACCGACCCCGUCCCUGACCCCAGAGCUGUCAAUCAAGACAAGAAGAAUAUGCUGUUUUCUGGCACUAACAUUGCUGCGGGGAGAGCCAUCGGCAUCGUGGUCUCCACCGGCGUGUCCACGGAGAUCGGUAAAAUCCGGAACCAGAUGGCUGCCACGGAGCAGGAGAAGACUCCUCUGCAGCAGAAACUGGAUGAGUUUGGAGAGCAGCUCUCCAAGGUCAUCUCCCUGAUCUGUGUGGCCGUCUGGGUCAUUAACAUCGGGCAUUUUGGGGACCCGGUUCAUGGGGGUUCCUGGAUGCGGGGGGCAAUCUACUACUUUAAGAUCGCUGUGGCCCUGGCUGUGGCCGCCAUCCCUGAGGGCCUACCCGCUGUUAUCACCACCUGCCUGGCGCUGGGGACCCGACGCAUGGCCAAAAAGAACGCCAUCGUCCGCAGCCUGCCCUCUGUGGAGACCCUGGGCUGCACCUCUGUCAUCUGCUCUGACAAGACUGGCACCCUCACCACUAACCAGAUGUCUGUCUGCAGGAUGUUUGUGGUGGACAAGGUGGAGGAUUCCAGCUGUGCUGUCCAUGAGUUCUCUAUAACUGGCUCCACCUAUGCCCCUGAAGGGCAAGUGUUGAAAGGGGACAAGGUGGUCCAGUGCGCAGACUAUGAUGGACUACUGGAGCUGGCCACUGUGUGUUCCAUGUGCAACGACUCCUCACUGGACUACAAUGAGGUCAAAGGAGUGUAUGAGAAGGUGGGUGAGGCGACAGAGACUGCCCUCACUACCCUGGUGGAGAAGAUGAAUGUGUUCAAGACUGACAUGUCAGGCCUCAGCAAGGUGGAGCGCGCCGGAGCGUGCAACGCAGUCAUCAGGCAGCUGAUGAAGAAAGAGUUUACUCUGGAGUUCUCUCGCGACCGCAAGUCCAUGUCUGUGUACUGUACCCCCACUAGCAAACCAGGCUCUGGGAGCAAGAUGUUCAUCAAGGGUGCCCCAGAGAGUGUGAUGGAGCGUUGCCAGUACCUGCGUGUUGGCACAGGGAAGGUGGCGCUGACCAUGCCCCUGAGAGAGCAGCUGACCUCCCUGAUCAGGGACUGGGGCACCGGCAGGGACACACUGAGAUGCCUGGGCAUGGCCACACGGGAUUUACCACCAAAACGGGAAGACAUGGAUCUGGAGAACGCCACUAAGUUCGCUGAGUAUGAGACGGGCCUAACAUUCGUUGGCUGCGUGGGCAUGCUGGACCCGCCCAGGAAGGAGGUGAUUGGCGCCAUCCAGCUCUGCGCCGAGGCGGGCAUCCGUGUCAUCAUGAUCACCGGGGACAACAAGGGCACGGCUGUGGCCAUCUGCCGACGCAUCGGUAUCUUCGGCGAGGAUGAGGAUGUGGUGGGCAAGGCCUAUACCGGCAGGGAGUUUGACGACCUACCCAUAGAGUCCCAGAGAGACGCUGUAAAGCGGGCACGGUGCUUUGCCCGUGUGGAGCCAGCCCACAAGUCUAAGAUCGUGGGCUACCUGCAGUCGUUUGACGAGAUCACUGCCAUGACUGGUGAUGGGGUGAACGAUGCGCCAGCCCUGAAGAAGGCAGAGAUUGGCAUUGCCAUGGGCUCGGGCACGGCUGUGGCUAAGUCAGCCUCUGAGAUGGUUCUGUCUGAUGAUAACUUCUCUACCAUAGUGGCGGCUGUGGAGGAGGGCAGGGCCAUCUACAACAACAUGAAACAGUUCAUACGAUACCUCAUCUCCUCAAACGUCGGCGAGGUCGUCUGCAUCUUCCUGACUGCCAUCUUGGGUCUGCCUGAGGCUCUGAUCCCGGUACAGUUGCUGUGGGUCAACUUGGUGACAGAUGGUCUCCCUGCGACUGCCCUGGGUUUCAACCCCCCAGACCUGGACAUCAUGGACAAACCACCCCGCAACCCCAAGGAGCCCCUCAUCUCUGGAUGGCUGUUCUUCAGAUAUCUGGCAAUUGGAGGGUAUGUUGGUCUGGGCACGGUGGGUGCUGCCACCUGGUGGUACCUGUUUGAUGAGGAAGGCCCUAAUGUGACCUUCUACCAGCUGAGACACUUUAUGCAGUGCUCGGAGGACAACCCCAUGUUCCAGGGUAUCAACUGUGAGGUGUUUGAGUCCCGCUACCCUACCACCAUGGCCCUCUCUGUGCUGGUCACCAUAGAGAUGUUCAACUCCCUCAACAGUCUGUCUGAGAACCAGUCCCUGAUCAGGAUGCCUCCCUGGGUGAACUUCUGGUUGCUGGGGGCCAUAGUCCUCUCCCUGUCCCUCCACUUCCUCAUCCUCUACGUCGAGCCCCUGCCUCUGAUCUUCCAAGUGACCCCUCUGUCCUGGUGCCAGUGGAUUGUGGUCCUAAAGAUCUCCAUCCCCGUCAUCCUAUUGGAUGAGGCCCUCAAGUACAUCUCCCGCAAUCACUUAGACGACAACGAGGACAAGAAGUACAGGAAGAGGCAGCUGAAAUAUUAAGACCCCCACACCACCCCACACACACCUUUUUAAAUAAAUGCCCCUCUCCUCUAUUCCCUCAUUCCCCCCAGUCCUGCAUGCUCAACCUCCACUAGAAAACGAGCAGGGCAUGCAUGAGACCGAGAGUACAUCUGUGCGAGUGUGUGCGCAUGUGUUUGUAUGCGAGCGUGCGAUGGUGUACAUGUGUGAGAGUGAAUGAACGAGUUGGUGUGUUUGUAUAUGUACCAACGAACGAAUGCAUGCCCAUGUUCACGUAGGUCCAGGAAAGCGUGACGACAAACUGCAAAACACAUCCAGGACUCCUGUUGCUUUUUAAAACUUUCAGCUCAUCGCUUUUGACUCUGUACAGUAACAUGCAAUAGGUGGACCGUGGGGGGAGAGAGGGAGAGGUUUUGGAGGAGAGGGGUCAAUCAGCUGGGGGAUUGUUGUGUGUCUGCGGGGAGAGGGAGCUGGUGCAGCAUAGAGAGCGAGGGGUAUACCCUGGCAGAGACUACAUAGUCUUGAUGGUACCAACAACAGACAAAGAGCCUGGCAUGCUAACUGGAGGUGAAGAUGCUAGUAACAGCUAGAGGAACCACAUUGCUUGGCCUAAGGUGCUGCCCAGUACCCAUGUGUCCAUCCCACCCCUUAGGAAACCCUCUCUGCCAAGGCUUCUGUCAUCCAGAUCCACAAUGUUGGGGAAGUUGUCUGGACCACUGUCUGGCUCAUGGUAGUGGCCAUCAGACCAUCGCAUCACAACUACAUGCGCCUCUGGCUACAGUAUACCACCACGUUCCUCUCCUUCCCUUUCUCUCCACAUGGACCUCUGUUUGCUGUAUAUUGAGCUGAUUUCUGCUCUUUAGCUUUCCUCUCUCCCAUCGACCUUUCUCUUCUUGCUCUCUCGCUCUUUCAUUCUCUGUUUAGGAAGCAGGUAGGCAGCGUUGGCCCUGGGUUCUGACUCAUCCGGGCUUGGGCGGUGCAGUGCAGUGUGGUGUGCGGAGGCGUGUGCCUCUCUGUCCUGAAUGUGUGAAUAGCUUUUUGCUGCUUUGCCGCUUUCUUUAGUUCUUACUGGGGAGCCGGAGUCAGUCCAGAGACAUGGCAACCAAGAUGAAAUGUGAAAUGAUGACUACACCCACUUUGCCCAGACUAUUCUGAUAAACCCAUCCAGCCUCACAAUCAACCUUCAGUGUUGCGCAUCCCUCGCCUCCACAAGAACUCUGUUCCUAAAUCACAACUGUAGUUGCGGAGUACUACUACCACAGAGUAGAUACACAAAAUAUACUUAUACUUUGGAAAGGAUGCUUAGGAGGGUGAGGAGGAGAAUUUGCAAGGCAGCUAAAUUGGCCAGACUUCAUCAGUCGGAAACCUUUGUCUCUCCCAGCACAUAUCAAUCAAAUCAAGACGUUAACACUCCCAACAUGCUGUAUGUCGACUUGGACCUAGUAGGGUCAAAUAAUGAAUGUAUUUUUGUGCCAGCCUAUUUCCCAUACCUUCCCACUCUACUCCCAGGCCACUCCCACGAACCCUGGUUUACCACGUGAACCCUCUCUAGCCCUUUUAGUUCUGUGCAGUAAGAUCAUUUCAUCCCUUGUUACUUAGUUUUCAUCUUAUUGAAUAAUAAUAAUAACACACCAUCACUAUCAAUAGUGCAUGUCCAGUUAGACAAGCUUAAUACAAGCUAUUUCCCCUUAUUGUUGUGCUGCUCCCUGGGCUCUCCACGCUACCGCCAGUGCUCUUUGCAUUACAGGUUAACUAUUGGCUAUUGUUUUUAACGAGUAAUAAUAAUGUAUUUGACUGAAUGAAUGAAUUUUGGAUUGUUGCUUUAGCUCUUGUUUUUGGGGUUUGCUGUGGAGCCAUUGUGCUCUGCGGGCUGGGGCCAGUGGAUUAGCUGGAGGGAAGCAGAAACACUAGGGCUCAAUCACAAAUUGACCUCUAAGCACAGAUCUGAGGGAUUGGAUUGAUAUAAGCAAUGUGGUGAAACUUCCACCUAGCCUAUCAGAGGGCAAGGUGGAGCUAUUACCAUAUUGCUUACACCUGUCAUCCAGUCAGAUCUCCACAAAUGUGUAGGGCAUAGGGGUCGAUUUUGGGAUUGGGUCUAGUAGUGUUAUGAGCUUGUUAAGCCUUCUGACACUUUCUAAGACUGCUUGGGUGAGAGCACCAAAGCAGUAUGACCAAAGUCCACUUUGAUUUUCAUCAAGGAACUGCAUAUACUGUAGUUGUGAUAUGCAAACAGUUGUGACUGGCACUUAAGGUAAACAUUGGACGACCAGCUAUCUCGAACCACUGACCUAACACCUUGACAGAAAGGAGAGAUCUUGGUCUUUCUAUUGCUCUUUAAUGAAUAUCUACCAUGGUACUCUUGUUAGCUAACCAGCACAACUUUUGAUUCGGAGAUUACUACCAGGCCAAUACAGUAGCUCCCUACCUGUUCUAUAGCCUAACAGUGGCAGAAGGCUUCAGGACCCCCGGUGUGCUUCCUAGCUGGUCCUCAGCCUCAGAUCAUGAUGGCGAUAUAGCAUGCUGGCACUCAGGCUGUCCAGCAGUGAUGUGGGUUUGUACAGUACCUUGUUAUUUACUACUGAAUCCUUGAACUCUGUAAAGGAAAAAAGAAAAAAGAUUGCAUGGAUACCUUGUUACUGUAAUUAAUAUUCUAUACAGUAUAUUAGACCUUUUGAUAACUUACAUGGCAUCAAUGAAACCUACUUAACAGCAAGAGAACCAACUGCGAUAAACCAUUACAUAUUUUCUUUGAGCACAUCUUGGCAUCUAAUGAUCUACAUUUUUUUUGUAGACUAGAAAAAGGUUGUUUAUUCAUCGUUACUGUUUGUUUUCACGGUUGCUGGGGUUUUGUGUCAUACUUUAGGGAAAGAAAUUACAAUGUGUAAAAUAAACAACAAGAAUCAUGGUUAUGAUGAGAGAAAUAAUUAUGAUAAUGAUGAAAUUUAUUUCACUAAUGGUAAUAUGGUUUUGAGAAUUAUUGUUGAGAAUUUCAAAAUGAAUUGUUUGGUUUAGACAGUGCGAUGAACAGUCAUGAAUCCUGGGUAAUGAAGUUGUGUGUACAUUGAAGGGCUUGGUGUGACUGCAGGCUCCAGAGACCGCAUGUUAGCCAUUUGGGUCAGACCAUUAGGAAGGUGGUCCUAACCGUGGUACGCUUGGAUAGCCUGGUCCCAGAUCUGUUUGUACCGUCUUGCCAAUUGACCACGGCCAUAGGAGUUGGCAAACCGCAGUCCCAGAUCUGUUUCUGUCAGGCUAAUGUUUGGCAUUGUGUGCUGUAGAAACAUAAGCACCCAUGUGUGUAUUAUCAGUGAGGUAGUCGCCAAUCUAGAGGUGGCUCCGCUCCUGUUGGACCUUCCUCCCUGUCAACCAAUGGUAAACAUUCACAGGUUGCUGGAGCCUGAAUCUCGCAACACAGAAAUAAAGGAUUCUCGUUAUUGCAUUGUUAAUAUUAAUUGUGGACACAAUUUUUUAUAUAUGACAAAGACAUGGAAAUAAAUAUUAUUUAUCUUGUUAUUUA
Molecule: messenger RNA, 6963 nt
Organism: Oncorhynchus masou masou (cherry salmon)
Lineage: Eukaryota; Metazoa; Chordata; Actinopteri; Salmoniformes; Salmonidae
Product: sarcoplasmic/endoplasmic reticulum calcium ATPase 1-like
Exons: 23
Coding region: 453-3470 (1005 amino acids)
Biological process (GO): intracellular calcium ion homeostasis; calcium ion transmembrane transport
Cellular component (GO): membrane
Molecular function (GO): ATP hydrolysis activity; P-type calcium transporter activity; ATP binding
Source: RefSeq, a predicted model, not a curated record